Nannizzia gypsea CBS 118893 is the source of this 816-nucleotide messenger RNA. RefSeq lists its product as hypothetical. NCBI's taxonomy places the organism in Eukaryota, Fungi, Ascomycota, Eurotiomycetes, Onygenales, Arthrodermataceae. The coding region runs from base 1 to 816 and encodes 271 amino acids. The transcript has 3 exons. The record is from RefSeq and is a predicted model, not a curated record.
AUGCCCCGGCCGUCUCUUACAAGCUCGUUCUCCGUCUCGGACGCCACCAACGAGGUCGUCUGCCCGCUAGCAAACAACGAUGGCUCGAACUGCCGCAAGCGAUGUCUAGGGGAGAAGAGGUACCGCUCGAUGCAGGAGCACAUCCGGCGGGCUCACCCGAACCACUACAUCCCCAAGCUGCCAGCUACCGAGGAGAGCUUCCAGCUCAUGGUCAACACGCCGCCGCAGCAGCCACCGCAGCAGCAGCAGCAGCAGCAGGCCUCCCAGCAGCCUCAGCAGCGCCAGCACCAGCAGCAACAGCACCAGCACCAGCUCCAGCAGCAUCACCAGCAGCAGCAGCAGCACCAGCAGCUCCAGAAGGACGUCGAGCAUCCGGCAGCUACCACGGCUGCGGUGGCGUUGGCGCAGCUGCAGCAGCACCACCGCCUGGACUGGGACUCAGAGCCGGACGAUACAGACAUCCGGUCGGUCGAGCUGCCGCCCAUCCGUGACCUCAGGGAUUCCUUUCACCCACGGCAGCGGGAGCUGCUGCCGUCCAUUCUGCAUCCGCACCAUGCCCAUACCCACUCUCCGCCAGGCCGCUCGUCGACGCUGCCGCCCAUCAACCGCAACCAGAAGAUCCAGCGGUCUCGGAAAGGGUCGCUCACGCACUCGCACUCGGCCCGCAAGGCCAAGCACGACCGCAACCGCUCCAAGGACUUCAAGGACUUUCGAGACAUCACCCGCCGCCGCUCGCUCACGAGCGCAAAGCUCUCUCCGCCAAGUCCGCAGACGGCCGCCGCCCUGGGUCCAGGGGCAAGCGGGGGGAGGACCUGA